GCGCCUCGCAGGUCCGGCGGGCGGGGCAGUUAGGGGCGCGGCCCCGGGACCCCGCCCCGCCGAGGACUCUCGGGAGCGCGGGCCGCGGGCUCACUUCGCCGACACACCGACAGCCGGGAGCGCAGCGGUCUCCUGCAGGCGCCGCGGGUCGGGAGCGCGGUCUCAGCUGCUGCGGCAGAGUCGAGUUUCCAGGGGCUUGAGGAGAACCCGCCAGGAACCGAAGAUGCCGAAACCAAUCAACGUCCGAGUUACCACCAUGGAUGCGGAGCUGGAGUUUGCCAUCCAGCCAAAUACAACAGGAAAACAGCUUUUUGAUCAGGUGGUCAAGACCAUCGGCCUUAGGGAAGUGUGGUACUUUGGCCUCCAGUAUGUGGAUAAUAAAGGAUUUCCUACCUGGUUGAAACUAGAUAAAAAGGUGUCUGCACAGGAGGUCAGAAAGGAGAAUCCUCUCCAAUUCAAGUUCCGGGCAAAGUUCUACCCCGAAGAUGUGUCUGAGGAGCUCAUCCAGGACAUCACACAGAAGCUUUUCUUCCUCCAAGUGAAGGAGGGAAUUCUCAGCGAUGAGAUUUACUGCCCUCCUGAGACCGCGGUGCUCCUGGGCUCCUAUGCUGUGCAAGCCAAGUUCGGAGACUAUAACAAAGAAACGCACAAGUCUGGGUACCUCAGCUCUGAGCGGCUGAUCCCCCAAAGAGUCAUGGACCAGCACAAGCUCACCAGGGACCAGUGGGAGGACCGGAUCCAGGUGUGGCACGCGGAGCACCGCGGGAUGCUCAAAGACAGUGCCAUGUUGGAGUAUCUGAAGAUUGCCCAGGACCUGGAAAUGUAUGGAAUCAAUUACUUUGAGAUCAAAAACAAGAAGGGAACAGACCUUUGGCUUGGAGUUGAUGCCCUCGGACUGAAUAUUUAUGAGAAAGAUGAUAAGUUGACCCCAAAGAUUGGCUUUCCGUGGAGUGAAAUCAGGAACAUCUCUUUCAAUGACAAAAAGUUUGUCAUUAAGCCCAUCGACAAGAAGGCUCCCGACUUCGUGUUCUAUGCCCCCCGCCUGCGAAUUAACAAGCGGAUCCUGCAGCUGUGCAUGGGCAAUCACGAGCUGUACAUGCGCCGCAGGAAGCCCGACACCAUCGAGGUGCAACAGAUGAAGGCUCAGGCGCGGGAGGAGAAGCACCAGAAGCAGCUGGAGCGGCAGCAGCUGGAAACCGAGAAGAAGAGGAGAGAAACCGUGGAGAGAGAGAAGGAGCAGAUGAUGCGGGAGAAGGAGGAGCUGAUGCUCAGGCUGCAGGACUUCGAGCAGAAAACCAAGAAGGCAGAGAAAGAACUCUCGGACCAGAUUCAGAGAGCCCUGCAGCUGGAGGAGGAGAGGAAGCGUGCACAGGAGGAGGCAGAGCGCCUGGAGGCUGACCGCGUGGCCGCUCUGCGGGCCAAGGAGGAGCUGGAGCGGCAGGCGGCGGAUCAGAUAAAGAGCCAGGAGCAGCUGGCCGCGGAGCUGGCCGAGUACACCGCCAAGAUCGCGCUCCUGGAGGAGGCCCGGCGGCGCAAGGAGGACGAGGUGGAGGAGUGGCAGCACAGGGCCAAAGAAGCCCAGGAUGACUUGGUGAAGACCAAGGAGGAGCUGCACCUGGUGAUGACCGCCCCCCCGCCCCCGCCCCCCCCUGUCUACGAGCCGGUGAGCUACCACGUCCAGGACAGCCUGCAGGACGAGGGCGCAGAGCACACGGGCUACAGCGCCGAGCUCUCGAGCGAGGGCAUCUUGGAUGACCGCAACGAGGAGAAGCGCAUCACCGAGGCCGAGAAGAACGAGCGGGUGCAGCGGCAGCUGAUGACCCUGACCAACGAGCUGUCCCAGGCCAGGGACGAGAACAAGAGGACCCACAACGACAUCAUCCACAACGAGAACAUGAGGCAAGGCCGGGACAAGUACAAGACGCUGCGUCAGAUCCGGCAGGGCAACACCAAGCAGCGGAUCGACGAGUUCGAGGCCAUGUGAGGCCAGGACUGGGGUGGGGUGGGGCACAGGGGUGGGGCCUCACAUCUGGGCUUUGUCGGGGGAUCGCUGGCAGACUCCAGAGCUUGCAUUUGUAGUUCUUUAAAUCUAGAAUUCUCCCCCACCCCCAUCGAAGUCCAGUUAGUAGUUAUGUCAGCGGGAAUAUUCUGGGGCUGGGAUCAGUGGAAGCUUCCCUGGUUUAUUUUUCCCAAUUGUAUCAUUGUGCCAAACAGGCCUGGUUUCAUUAUUACUGUUAUUGAAUCACCUCCUGGUCUUUGCCUACAGCAGGACUGAAUUAAGGAAAGAUGCCUGUAAAGACAAUGCUGGCAUGUGUGAUACGAGAUUCCCUGUAAUUAAAACCACAUCGUGGCUUA
This is a messenger RNA of Panthera uncia (snow leopard), 2355 nucleotides long. RefSeq names its product ezrin (gene EZR). Lineage: Eukaryota; Metazoa; Chordata; Mammalia; Carnivora; Felidae. Gene Ontology annotation, molecular function: cell adhesion molecule binding; actin binding. The coding region runs from base 224 to 1984 and encodes 586 amino acids. The record is from RefSeq and is a predicted model, not a curated record. The transcript has 14 exons. Gene Ontology annotation, cellular component: adherens junction; apical part of cell; filopodium. Gene Ontology annotation, biological process: positive regulation of protein localization to early endosome; regulation of cell shape; regulation of organelle assembly.